CCAGUAUACAUAAGAGAUGAAGUAUGUGACAUUCUGAGUACCCUAGAUUGUUCUAAGGCAUGUGGUCCCGAUGAUGUCAGUUCCAAAGUUCUCAAGGAAUGUAGAUCUGUCCUGGCGUACCCUUUAAGUUACCUUUUCAACAUUUGUCAUAUUAACUCGGUCUUUCCUUCUGACUGGAAACUAGCUAGUAUAAAUCCACUUUUCAAAUCUGGCGACAGCCAUGUAUGUAAAAACUACAGACCAAUUUCAUUACUAUCCAUUCUUGGUAAAGUUAUUGAAAAAUGUAUA
Lottia gigantea (owl limpet) is the source of this 288-nucleotide messenger RNA. RefSeq lists its product as hypothetical. The annotation marks the transcript as partial. The record is from RefSeq and is a predicted model, not a curated record. Lineage: Eukaryota; Metazoa; Mollusca; Gastropoda; Lottiidae. The transcript has a single exon.